This is a messenger RNA of Mucor velutinosus, 1200 nucleotides long. RefSeq lists its product as uncharacterized. Bases 1 to 1200 code for a protein of 399 amino acids. The transcript has a single exon. The record is from RefSeq and is a predicted model, not a curated record. NCBI's taxonomy places the organism in Eukaryota, Fungi, Mucoromycota, Mucoromycetes, Mucorales, Mucoraceae. Gene Ontology annotation, molecular function: protein binding.
AUGACAGAGCCUCAUUUACCUACUGAACUGUGGAAACAAGUGUUUACAUGCACCAACAAAAAGGAUCUCAAAACCUGCUUGCUUGUCUCCAAAUCGUGGCACUAUGUCGCUCGCUCUUUCUUUAGCGAAGACAUUCAAGUCAAUUUGAACGAUAGCCAUCUUCGUCGACUGGAAAAGGAUAUCAAGGCACAUGCCCAUCUUGGCUCCAAGAUAUCGCGCAUUACCAUCAACCACCUGUCCACGGGCAUGGCUACUCCAGAGACUUUUAGGUCGGUCAUCAACCAUUGUCCCAACCUCCUGGAACUCGAGUUUGAAAUCGCUGACGUGUAUCACUAUCUCAAGAGCCUCAACUGCAAAGAGGCUUCAAUGCCAAACAUCCAAAAGAUACAGGUUCGAAGCUUGUUGGAGUGCUCUCCAGCAGUAAGACGUUUUCAUUUGUGGGUCAAUUAUCGCUUUCGUUCUACCAUCACAAGCAUCGAAAUCAUGGACAUGAAGGAUAACGCCGCUUUAAAGGACUAUGGUGGUCUGGUUACAUUUGCUUCAUGCUUCCCUCAACUCACAUCACUCAAGGCACAAUGUACCACACUGACCGAAAAGGAGCUCAACAUCAAUUUGACGGAACUGCUAAAGAACAAUGAUCGGCUGCAAGAGCUCAAGCUGUACGGCAUUGGUAAAAUCACCAACACAUUGAAUGAAAUAUCGUCAGAAGCGACUCAAAUGGAGUUUCCAUCAUUGACAAAGCUCAAAUUAGAAGUAUCAGCCAUCAACAUCAAGUCUCUAGAAUAUAUCACAAAGAGAUUCACUCAGCUUCAAAGCCUGCGUCUGCUGACAUCCACUGUUGUGCCUGACAACUCCUUGAAUGAAACACAGGCAAAGAACAUUCUGAGUGAAUUCAAAGCCUUUGCCGUGAAGCCCAAGCGUAUCCAUGUGUCUUACAAAUACAAGAAUGAGCAUUUCCAUGAAAACAACGGUAAAAAGAGACCAUCCUGGAUCACACACAACUUUUUAUUCCUGGAAGGUUUGAGCCGUCAGUACUUUAUGAAUGACUUUAUGGAAGACAUAGAUGUUAUGGAGGAGGAAGCCUAUUUCGAGGAUUUUGACGAGGAACUAGCUGAAGAUUUGGUGUAUUCUGUAUACGAUGAGCUCGAAGACGAUGAUCCAGAAUUUACUAGCUUUUUCAUGGAUCAUUACACUUUGUAG